This is a messenger RNA of Rubroshorea leprosula, 1540 nucleotides long. Lineage: Eukaryota; Viridiplantae; Streptophyta; Magnoliopsida; Malvales; Dipterocarpaceae. The record is from the annotation of a GenBank genome assembly.
AAGCAGGGUUGGAGAUUGAUGAGAGAGCCAAACUCGCUAGCUGCUAGAGUUUUAAAGGCAAAAUACUUUCGUAGAACUGACUUUCUACAUUCAAGAGAAGCAUAUAGUGCUAGCCUGACAUGGAAGGGCAUCUGGGAGGCAAGAUAUAUCCUUCAAGCAGGUUGUCGUAGGCGUAUCGGAAAUGGUAGAAGCACUAGGGUGUGGGAAGACCCAUGGCUUCCUGGUUCAUCAUGCUUUAAUGUUGUGACUCCUAGAGCAAAUGGGUGUGAGGUGGAAUGGGUUUCAGAAUUGAUUGAUGAUGUUACGCAUAGCUGGAGGAGGGAAUUAGUGUAUCAACUCUUUUCAGAGUAUGAGGCACAGUUAGUUUUGUCUAUCCCACUUAGCUGGAGAAGUUUGGAGGAUGAUUGGGUUUGGCAGCAUACAAGAGAGGGGUGUUACUCGGUGAAAUCAGGUUAUCAUGUGGCCUGUCACUCUCAUCAGAAUCCUCAGCAACCAUCCUCCUCUGCAGGCGAGUUUCGAGGACAGAUUUUGUGGAGGUUGGAGCUACCGGAGAGGAUUAAAGUUUUCCUGUGGAGUGCUUAUAGGGAUAUACUCCCAACAAAGGAAAACUUACGUAAGAGACGGGUGGACAUUGAUAACUAUUGUCCAGUUUGUGGAGAGAUGGCUGAAACAGGGGUGCAUGUUCUGAAGGAUUGCCAAUUUGCACGAGCUGUAUGGUUGGGGAGUCAGUUAAACCUUCGUGUGGCGGAUAUGCAAGUGGAUAGUUUCGCUGAAUUUUUUGACACAGUUGCUCUCACAGUUGACCAGAGGAAGCUUGCGUUGUUUGGGGUAGUCUGCUGGUCUCUGUGGAACAAUCGCAAUGAUAUAUUAUGGGAGAGUAAGAGGCAACAACCACAGCACGUUUGCGAGAUGGCAGUUCGUUUUCUGCAAGAGUACGGUGAAGCUGUAAGACACAAAUGUGGGACGCGUGGAGGACCAAGGAGAGGGGAGAUUAAGUGGGAACCACCAGAUGAAUCACAUUUUAAGGUGAAUGUGGAUGGGGCUUUGUUCCAGAACUCCAAGGAAUUUGGUGUUGGAGCGGUGGUGCGUGAUUGUAAUGGGGAGGUAAUUGCAGCUAUGUCAUGCCGUCGACAAGGGACUCUCCGAGUUGAGGCGGUGGAGGCCUAUGGCCUGCGUGGAGCGUUGCAGUGGGCUUACGAACUGGGCUUAAGGAAGAUUAUUGUUGAGUGUGAUUGUGCGGUUGUCGUACAGUGGUUGGGGUCUCAACAUGCAGUGUUGUUAUCAGAGUUAGGGGGAGUGUUGGCAGACUGUAAAGGCUUGAUGGAUAGAUUUAACGAAUGUCGAGUGCAACAUGUUCGAAGGGCAGGGAAUCAAGUGGCUCACGAAUUGGCACGCAGAGCUGAAUAUAUUGCAGGAGACGAGUUUUGGGUUGAAGAGGUUCCUGAUCCAAUCAAGGCUUUUGUACUAAAUGAUAUGGCUUAGUCUGUAUGGAGUACACCUUCCUCAUUUUUGAGGCAUGAAAUAAUAUUCAAUAGUAUUG